AUGGUGGGCUUUGCUUGUGGAAUUGCGAUAGUACUAUGCUCCUUCGUUGCUCGUUCAUCUGCGCAAGGAAGGGUGCUGCAGAGCUCAGCAGAAAAUGCAACGUACGAUUAUGUGGUCAUCGGCGGAGGGACAGCAGGGCUUGCGAUUGCAUCUAGGCUUUCACUGCAUGCAUCAGUCGCUGUGAUUGAAGCUGGUGGUCUUUACGAAAGCGAUAAUGGCAACCAGUCCGUGGUUCCCUACUACGGUCUGGUCAUGCCUGUACUAGGCACAACGGAGGAUUAUCCACACAACUCGCUAGUAGAUUGGGACUUACUUUCCACGCCGCAGGUGUCAGCUGGAGGACGGCGUAUUCACUAUGCGCAAGGUAAGACACUCGGAGGUAGCUCAGCCCUGAACACCAUGGCCUAUCAUCGAGGUACCGCUGGCUCAUAUCAGCGUUGGGCUGAUCUGGUCGGCGAUCAAAGCUACGCUUUCGAUCGUAUUCUGCCCUACUUUCAGCGAUCUUCCUCUUUGACUCCUCCCAAUCUCCAGAAGCGGAAUGCUCCCAAUGCUACCGUCUCGUACGACUCUGCUGCUUUUAACAACAGGCUGUAUGGCCCCCUCCAGGUGUCUUGGGCGAACUGGGUUGAUCCGACUCAGAGUUGGCUUGCCCGUGCUCUUCAAGCUAUUGGGCAAACGCUCAGCCCCAGCGGGCUUAGCAGUGGUCAAGUGGACGGCGGAGCAUGGGUGCCAACAACCAUCGACCCGAGAGAUGCUACAAGAAGUACCUCCAAGAGCAGCUAUCUAGCGGCUGCAAUGCGAGAUAAUAAAGCCCAGAUCACCGUGCAUCUACGAACGCAGGCUUCGAAGAUUAUAUUCAAUAAGAGUAAGAAGGCAUCUGCUGUAGCAAUAACAAGUAACGGUCAAAAUUAUGCGCUCGCUGCAAGAAAAGAGGUCAUUCUUUCAGCAGGCGUGUUUCAUUCGCCGCAGCUCCUGCAGUUAUCGGGCAUUGGGCCGAAAGGUACGCUCCUUUCAAAUUCUAUCAGUGUGAUCUCGGAUCUUGCAGGUGUUGGACAGAACCUCCAGGACCAGAUCUUCUUCAACAUCCUUCGUGGCAUCAGUGUACCGAACACCGGCACAUACCUAGCGACACCUCAUCAAAAGGCGCUCGCGGUUAAACAAUACCUCACCAACGCUACAGGGCCCUACAGCUCUGCUGGUGGAUAUCUGUCGUUCGAGAAAUUACCAGAAAAGAGUCGCAAAUUAUUGUCGCCGCGUACUUUGGAACUACUUGCAAACUACCCGUCCGAUUGGCCGGAGAUCGAGUAUAUUGCCUCUGGAUUCCCUGGUACCUAUUUGAAUCUGACUACAGUCGGUGCAAUAAGCGGUACAUUGUUGAAAACAUCUUCCAAGGGCAAUGUAACAAUCAAAAGCGGUUCCGUCACAGACCCACCCGUUAUCAAUCUGAAUUGGCUUAGCGAUCCUGCCGAUGGAGAGGUCUUGGUGGCUGCCUUCAAACGAGUCCGCGAAGCAUGGAACACUACCGCUAUCUCAAGUAUCGUAGUUGGUCCUGAGAUCACGCCUGGCGAGGCUGUGUCUACCGAUGCAGAGAUUUUGGAUUAUAUCAAGAACUCGGCCCAGCCCAUCUGGCAUGCAAGUUCGACCUGCAGUAUGGGCAAGGCGGGACAAAAGAGUGCCGUAGUUGAUUCGAAAGCCAGGGUGUUUGGUGUCAAAGGACUUAGAGUGGUGGACGCAUCAGUGAUACCAUUCAGUCUGCCAGGCCAUCCACAGAGCUCGGUGUACAUGCUGGCAGAGAAAAUUGCAGAAGACAUCUUGAAGGAUAGAUGA
This is a messenger RNA of Ascochyta rabiei, 1827 nucleotides long. RefSeq names its product Choline dehydrogenase. Gene Ontology annotation, biological process: secondary metabolite biosynthetic process. Gene Ontology annotation, molecular function: flavin adenine dinucleotide binding; oxidoreductase activity, acting on CH-OH group of donors. The coding region runs from base 1 to 1827 and encodes 608 amino acids. The record is from RefSeq and is a predicted model, not a curated record. The transcript has 4 exons. Lineage: Eukaryota; Fungi; Ascomycota; Dothideomycetes; Pleosporales; Didymellaceae.